Messenger RNA from Mesoplodon densirostris (Blainville's beaked whale), 1335 nucleotides. RefSeq names its product tryptophan hydroxylase 1 (gene TPH1). The record is from RefSeq and is a predicted model, not a curated record. Gene Ontology annotation, cellular component: neuron projection. Gene Ontology annotation, molecular function: tryptophan 5-monooxygenase activity; iron ion binding. Gene Ontology annotation, biological process: serotonin biosynthetic process; aromatic amino acid metabolic process. Lineage: Eukaryota; Metazoa; Chordata; Mammalia; Artiodactyla; Ziphiidae. Bases 1 to 1335 code for a protein of 444 amino acids. The transcript has 10 exons.
AUGAUUGAAGACAAUAAGGAAAACAAAGAUCAUUCCAUAGAAAAGGGAAGAGCAACUCUCAUUUUUUCCUUAAAGAAUGAAGUUGGAGGACUUAUAAAAGCACUGAAAAUCUUCCAGGAGAAGCAUGUGAACCUAUUACAUAUUGAGUCCCGAAAAUCAAAGAGAAGAAACUCAGAGUUUGAGAUUUUUGUUGAUUGUGAUAUCAAUAGAGAACAAUUGAAUGAUAUUUUUCAUCUGUUGAAGUCUCAUACUAAUGUUCUCUCUGUGAACCUACCAGAUAAUUUUACUGUGAAGGAAGAUGGUAUGGAAACUGUUCCUUGGUUUCCAAAGAAGAUUUCUGACCUGGACCAUUGUGCUAACAGAGUUCUGAUGUAUGGAUCCGAACUGGAUGCUGACCAUCCUGGCUUCAAAGACAAUGUCUAUCGUAAAAGACGAAAGUAUUUUGCAGACUUGGCUAUGAACUAUAAACAUGGAGACCCCAUUCCUAAUGUUGAAUUUACUGAAGAGGAGAUUAACACCUGGGGAACUGUGUUCCGAGAGCUCAACAAACUUUACCCAACCCAUGCCUGCAGAGAGUACCUCAAAAACUUACCUUUGCUUUCUAAAUACUGUGGAUACCGAGAAGAUAAUAUCCCACAAUUGGAAGAUGUCUCAAACUUUUUAAAAGAGCGCACAGGUUUUUCCAUCCGUCCUGUGGCUGGUUACUUAUCACCAAGAGAUUUCUUAUCAGGUUUAGCCUUUCGAGUUUUUCACUGCACACAGUAUGUGAGACACAGUUCAGAUCCCCUCUAUACCCCAGAGCCAGAUACCUGCCAUGAACUCUUGGGUCAUGUCCCCCUUUUGGCUGAACCUAGUUUUGCUCAGUUCUCCCAAGAAAUUGGCCUGGCUUCUCUUGGAGCUUCAGAAGAGGCUGUUCAAAAACUGGCAACGUGCUACUUCUUCACUGUGGAGUUUGGUCUAUGUAAACAAGAGGGGCAGCUAAGAGUCUUCGGUGCCGGCUUACUUUCUUCCAUCAGUGAACUCAAACACGCACUUUCUGGACGUGCCAAAGUAAAGCCCUUUGAUCCUAAGAUUACCUGCAAACAGGAGUGUCUCAUCACAACUUUUCAGGAUGUCUACUUUGUAUCUGAAAGCUUUGAAGAUGCAAAGGAGAAGAUGAGAGAAUUUACCAAAACAAUCAGGCGUCCAUUUGGAGUGAAGUAUAAUCCGUAUACACGGAGUAUUCAGAUCUUGAAGGACACCAAGAGCAUAACCAGUGCCAUGAAUGAGCUGCAGCAUGAGCUUGAUGUUGUCAGUGAUGCCCUUGCUAAAGUCAGCAGGCAGCUGAGCAUCUGA